Messenger RNA from Cheilinus undulatus (humphead wrasse), 1844 nucleotides. RefSeq names its product meteorin-like protein. Gene Ontology annotation, biological process: energy homeostasis; positive regulation of brown fat cell differentiation. The transcript has 5 exons. The record is from RefSeq and is a predicted model, not a curated record. NCBI's taxonomy places the organism in Eukaryota, Metazoa, Chordata, Actinopteri, Labriformes, Labridae. Bases 474 to 1355 code for a protein of 293 amino acids. Gene Ontology annotation, molecular function: hormone activity.
AACGGCACCACAUUUAAUCCAUGUGUAAGUUUUGUGGUAUUUUUAAGAUGAAAUGAACGCACAAGGUCUUCUCUGCACAGUGGGAGCUGUGGGCGUGAUCUGGAGCUGGCGCUCGCGUGUCACACAGGCGGACCCAGCUCCUGGCACGCGCCCCCGCUGACGUGAAGCGGAGCGCACAAAGCAAAACGUCUGUGAAACGAUUCGUUGUCCAGCGCGCGCACACCGCUCCUCUUUACAAACUUCUGUUUUGUUUUUGUUUUUUUUGUUUGUUUGUUUUUUUGUUUUUUGUUUUUGUAAAUGUUUCCGGCCUCACAGACGACAUUUACCUCGGCUGAACCCGCCAUGUAGCCUGCGCGUGCUGAGCUGAGAGGAGCUCUGGAGGAAUUGCUUUCUGGGGUUUGGGGAGCAGCAGAGCGCGCGCCUCGUAGCUCUGCUGUGCAGGGUCCGAGGACCGCCGGGGCGACCUUGCCACCAUGCUCCGGCCGUGGGCUGCGCAGUGGAUCACAGCGGUGCUCCUGUACGGGGCGGUGGCACAGUACUCCAGCGACCAGUGCAGCUGGAGAGGAAGUGGUUUGAGCCAUGAGACUCAUCGCAGAGACGUGGAGCAGAUCUACCUACGCUGUUCCCAGGGCUACCUGGAGUGGCUCUACCCGACGGGAGCCAUCAUCGUCAACCUGCGGCCCAACACAGAACCAUCUUCAGGUCACAUGGCAGGCCUUCAUGUGUGCAUCAAACCCCAUACUUACUCCCAGGGUUCUAACGUGUACCUGGAGCGGGCCGGGGAUCUGACGCUGCUGCUGCCAGAGAGAGACCUGGCUCAGGGCACGGUGCGUUGUUUUAGCCUCACAGAGGGGGCUCUCUUUGUGGAGGCCAUCCCGCAGACUGACAUCAGCCGGAGGAUAACAGCUUUUCAAUACGAGCUGGUGCCCAGUCAGGGGCCGGGGGCACACAUGUACCCAUACCUGCACCCUGGGAUAGUAACCUGUAAACCCUGCUCAGAUGAAGAGGUCCUCCUAGCUGUCUGCACCAGUGACUUUGCUGGAAGUGGCAUUUUUCAAGGUGUGACAUCAGGUACAAACGACCACCCCCCUGUUGUGGUGACUCUGAGCCGGCUGUUCCGUCAGAAGAGCAGGGUGUUUGCCUGGAGCGGAGCCAGAGGACGGCGUUGGAGCGGACGUAUCAAUGUGCCUGCACAGUGCGGCGUGGACCCUGAGGGGGAUGAGUACCUUUUCACUGGCUCCAUUCAUUUUGGCGAAGCCUGGCUGGGCUGUGCACCUCGCUACAAGGACUUCUUGAGGCUGUACAUGAGGGCGCAGAAAGCUGGAACAAACCCUUGUGAAAUAGACACAAACUGAAAGAUGUUAUUAUUGUUCUGAGUGGAACCAGGUGGAGAGCUUUGGAAAGAAAUCUGUGACAAAGUCGAGAAGAGGAGCAGAAAUAUAAGCAGAGGAAUGGACCCAUGCCAUCUUUACAGCUUCAUCUGCACUCUGCUUUAAUGCUGUUCAACUUAAUGUUGUCUUUGAGUGAAAAGGAAAGUUUGACAGUUUUAACAGGAGGUGUGCCGUCCUGUCUAAAACACACUGUUUUACUGAGUAUGUGUGUGUUAAAGUGAUGAAUGAGACUACAAUUGAAUCAUUACUGAGCUUAAAUUAAUUGGUGAUGUUUUUAUUCUGCUUGUGUGAUCAUUCUUGAAAUGAAAGUUUGCUUUGUAAAAAGCUUUCUGUAAAAUUUAGGAGUCUUCUGACAGAAGUGUACAGUAUGCAGCUCUGUGAGUCUUUAUCUACUGUGUGUGUGUUUUGCUAAUGAGUUCUAUAUAUUUACAGAAAAUAAAAACACUUUCUUUA